AUGCCGAAUUCGCUGGUUGAACCUUAUUGUAAAAAAGGCUACGAAGAUGUCAAAAUUGGUGUGAUAUCUUAUGAAAAGAUUAUGGCUCAAUGCAUAGUGGAUUCAGUGCCUCCAGUAAACAGAUUCUUUUGGACUUACAAUACUUCAGAAGGAGUUUUUCCAGUUCAAGGAGCUAAGAUGCAAAAUAAAGGAAAUGUUUCUCUUUUGCACUUUCCUGGCGAUUCAAACGAUGUCACUUCUCUACAAUGUUGGGCGGAAAAUGAUGUGGGAAAACAGCAGUCUCCGUGCUAUUUUCGUAUACUACCAGCAGAACCACCUGAAUCCCCGAAAGCCUGCCUUAUAAGAAACGCAAGUCGAGGUGGUGUUGAGGUUUCCUGUAUAGCAGGUAACGAUGGAGGACUUCAUCAAAGCUUCGUGUUAGAAGUGAACGACAUUUCUGGUCCAGCACCACCAGGUAUCCAAUCCUCAACAUUAAACGAUCAAGGAGAAGGUGAAUCUCCAUCAUACAGAGUCCUUGGAGACCGGCCCUUAUUCCGCUUAUUAAAUCUUAGACCAAACAGAGAAUAUCAAGCAGUAGUUUACGCUGAAAAUGCUAGAGGACGCAGCGAUCCACCAGUGCAACUCCCUUUCAUACAAGUGAAACAAGAAUCGUCAUCGUCUGAAGAACUUUUGAAGGAUGGCUCUCAAGUAUAUGAAAUCUCAAACAUUCCAAAUUCCAAGAAAACUUUAGGUUCCCAAACCAACCAAAAUCUCACAAUACUCAUUUCUGGAGUUUCAGCAGCAGCAGUUUUGCUGAUUUUAGCUAUAAUCAUAGCUGCUACUGUCAAUGCUUGCAGAAAAUCACCUUCACGUGCUGCUCCAGUGAGAAGAAGAGAACGUAGAAGCAGCAAGCCACCCAGCGAACUAGAACUAUCUGAAGCUGGAUUUGGGGAAGGUUUUCAUAGGAGAAGUGCUUUUUACAGAGCCAGCAUGUAUGGGGAAUGUGAGGAACGCAUAUCACGGCUUAUAGAAGGAGUUUCAUUAUUUAAACCCACAGCUGCCAUGACAAGAGGGAUGAGAUUAGAAAAAAAGGUGAAAGAAGCAAUAGAAAAAAAAAAAAUUAAAGUUAAAUUUAGUGAUGCUGGAAUAAAAUUAAGUCCAAAAUAUGUAAUUUUUGGGGCAUCACCUGAUGCUAUAUGCGAUGAUUACGUGGUUGAAAUCAAAUGUCCUCAAUCAGAAAAAACCGUUGUAAAUUAUCUGACCAAAGAAAAAAAAAUUACUUCCAAAUACAAGGCUCAAAUUCAACUGCAAAUGUUUAUGUUUGAGAAGAAGAAAUGUUUAUUUUGUGUGGCUGAUUCAAAUUUUGAAAACAAUUUGAAAUUUUAUCAUGUUUGGGAAGAAUUUGAUAGAGAAUACAUAAAUUUUUUGAUGGAUGCAGCCGAAUGCUUUUGGCGUGAUAAUAUUUUUGUUCAUUUAUAUAAUUCUGUAAAAAUAAAUAAAUAG
Molecule: messenger RNA, 1482 nt
Organism: Ceutorhynchus assimilis (cabbage seed weevil)
Lineage: Eukaryota; Metazoa; Arthropoda; Insecta; Coleoptera; Curculionidae
Source: the annotation of a GenBank genome assembly